AUGACUGGCCUAUUGGAUCUUCCUGAGGAAGUUCUACUCGAAAUAUUACUCAAUGUACCCACAACUGUUGAUUCCAUCAAUCUAGCGCAAACAUCGCGUAACUUCUGGAAGUUGACUGCGUCGAGAUCAUUCUGGAGGCGUAUCUUAUAUCUGCAGACAAGCACCCACAGGGCACCCGUCCUGCGCAACUUUCAGCACAGUUCCACCGAGGAGAUUAAGUGCCUUCUGCAAGACGUUUCCGCCUUUGAUCGUAUCCUCAAAGACGACAAAUUGCCUGAACCUAAAAAAAUAUGGACCUUGGAGCUACCAGAGUGUCCCGAAGAGAUCUUUGUAGAGGAAAACAGUCUCACCUUUGAGCUGACAAAGUCGGUGGUUGACUGGAAGCGACGCAUAGAACCUGUCUUGUGGACAUGGAUGCUAGACGAUGCCGUUCAUAUGCUUUCCAUGUCCCUUGGAGGUAUAAUGCGGCUAUGGAAUCUUACGACAAAGCAGAUUGUCCUUUCCAUCGAUGUAAUGGGCGCACCCCUAUGCUGGGAUUGUUGGAUAGAUGAAGAAGGAAUCACGCUACUUGUCAACAGUGAGAUAGAAAACGGCGCCGUAGAGACGUUUCGUGUAUGGCGAUAUACGUGGAGAACCGCUACCAUUGCUCUUUUGGUUCGAAGGCAGAUGAUAGGUGAUGUGAGGGCCAACUUUAUUCGUAACAAACAAAUGGGAUGCGUCGGCCUCACCCAUGACGGGAUCAUCUAUGUCUAUCUCGUCGACCGAGAGACACUUAAAGAGAUUCAGUUCGAAACUGGAUUCAGACUCCCUGCCACACUUUCCGCAGCCACCUCGGAUUCCGAAUUAUUUUUCUAUGCAGAACGAUCUGGCUUUGCCAUUUACUACUCCUACAACCUGGAUCAUCUUUGCAAGUACCUUGGUGAUGCAAGCCCCGCGACCGAGUUUCCUCACGCCAUUCGAAAGGUGUUUACCUUCCAAGUAGACACAUGGGACCUGUCCGAUAUGUCUUUUCCUACUUGUAAAAGUCUAGCAGAUGGUAGACUUGGCGUGUUCAGCCGCUUGUCUGCUGCAGGAUCAGCCCAGGGAGACUAUCUUACAUUGGCCACUUUGGACACGAGAUUCAACUCUCCUAACGAGGCGCUUAUUGAAGCAAGGAGGAGUAUAUCAAGAACGGUCGCUGGUCAGGUUUCUGUCGCCUGUCACGGAGACUGGAACUUGUACGGAACGGGGACGUAUGGGAGAGCCGCCGUAUGGAUGGAGGACGACGGCUCUGCACCUAGUGGCGAUACAAUACCUCUCCAGAACUACAAAAUGUGCUUUGCGACAUUCGCAGACGCAGCUUUACCCCUAGAACCGGAUUCGGCUGCUUCAUCUACGCCCCUCAGCACCACUGUGGAAGUGGACGAGAACCACACCAUGGACGAGAGCGGUUCUUCGUCGACUUACAGUCACAGCCAUGGCUCUGAAUCAACGGAAACAAGCUCGAGUAACCAAGGUUCCCACUUAGAGGGCGACGAAGAAGAACUGGAGGAGGAUGCACAGGAAGUAAUUUGGGAUCGACAGCUUGAAGCUCCUGAACGGCCUCUGGCCACGUCUGGUCACAUAUGCGAGUUUGAACUCUCUGCAGACAUGGCUAGAAAGUAUGGAGGGUUCAAUACCGUAGACUUUGACGAUGCUCGAGGGCGCGUGGCGUUUGCGACUGGAAGCGGGAAGAUUCUCAUCUACGAGUUUGUCCGUGGGGAGUAG
Molecule: messenger RNA, 1746 nt
Organism: Serendipita indica DSM 11827
Lineage: Eukaryota; Fungi; Basidiomycota; Agaricomycetes; Sebacinales; Serendipitaceae
Source: the annotation of a GenBank genome assembly